Molecule: messenger RNA, 1200 nt
Organism: Bufo bufo (common toad)
Lineage: Eukaryota; Metazoa; Chordata; Amphibia; Anura; Bufonidae
Product: protein ZBED8-like
Exons: 1
Coding region: 1-1200 (399 amino acids)
Source: RefSeq, a predicted model, not a curated record
AUGAUUUACAAUGCCAAGUUGAGCAAUUCUAGUCUAGCACCGGCAAAACUAAGAGAACACUUCCUUAAGCUGCAUGGAGAUGGAAAAUACAAGAACACAACGCUCGCUGAAUUCAAGGUGAGGAGAGCCAGAUUCAAUGAAAAGGCUAGUCUGCCUGUUCUCGGCUUUGUACCCAUCAACAAACCGAUCCUCAUAGCAUCGUACGAAGUUGCUUACCUGAUCGCAAAGCAGGGCAAACCCCACACCAUUGGUGAAACACUCAUAAAACCAGCUGUGUUGAAGAUGGCGAAUAUCAUGCUGGGAAAAGCGGCUGAAGUUAAGUUAUCCCAAAUUCCUCUUUCAAAUGACACCAUCAGCGACAGAAUAGAGGACAUGAGCAAAGAGAUCUUGGCUCAAAUAGUUGCAGAUCUGAUUUCAAGCCCGGCAAAAUUCAGCCUUCAACUUGACGAGACCACAGACGUCUCCAAUCUAAGCCAGCUUGCAGUAUUCGUGCGCUAUGUGAAAGACGACGUGAUAAAGGAAGAGUUUUUAUUUUGUAAGCCUCUUACAACAACAACUAAGGCAGCCGAUGUGAAGAAACUUGUGGAUGACUUCUUCAAAGACAACAAUCUUUCGUGGGAUAUGGUUUCUGCAGUUUGUUCGGAUGGAGCUCCAGCCAUGCUGGGAAGAAAGUCUGGUUUUGGUGCGCUAGUGAAAGCCGAUGCACCACACAUCAUUGUUACGCAUUGUAUUCUGCAUAGGCAUGCAUUGGCAACAAAAACCUUGCCUCCAAAACUGGCAGAAGUAUUAAAAAUUGUAGUGGAAUGUGUGAACUAUGUGCGAAAUAGUGCUCUGAGGCACCGCAUCUUCAGGGAGCUGUGUAAAGAAAUGGGAUCUGAAUUUGAGGUACUUCUGUACCAUUCCAACGUUCGGUGGUUAUCCCGGGGACAGGUGUUGAAUCGUGUUUUUGCCGUGCGUGUGGAAUUAGCCCUGUUUUUGCAAGAGCACCAACAUGCAGAUUGCUUCAAAGAUUCUGAGUUCAUUCUCAUUUUAGCGUACAUGACUGAUAUCUUUGCAGCUCUAAAUCAUCUCAAUCAACAGAUGCAGGGCAGUGGCGUCAACAUCAUCGAAGUGGAAGAAAACCUGAAGGCUUUUCAAAAAAAGCUACCGUUAUGGAAACGACGAAUAGAGAACGAUAACUUCGCAAAUUUCCCCUGCUAG